Messenger RNA from Corylus avellana, 1233 nucleotides. RefSeq names its product transcription factor MYB48. Gene Ontology annotation, biological process: regulation of DNA-templated transcription. Lineage: Eukaryota; Viridiplantae; Streptophyta; Magnoliopsida; Fagales; Betulaceae. Gene Ontology annotation, cellular component: nucleus. The record is from RefSeq and is a predicted model, not a curated record. Gene Ontology annotation, molecular function: DNA-binding transcription factor activity; sequence-specific DNA binding.
GGUCUCCAUAAGCCCUUGAUAGGUAGAGCAAGAUAAAGAGUUAAGAGAAAGAGAGAUAGAGAUAGAGAGGGGAAAAAGUUGAAAAAAUGGUGCAAGAGGGAAUCCGAAAGGGUCCAUGGACAGAACAGGAGGACUUCAAAUUGAACAUCUUUGUGGGCUUGUUUGGAGAUCGACGAUGGGAUUUUAUAGCUAAAGUUUCAGGUUUGAAGGUGGCGGGAGACAAAUAAUAGGUAUGCUUAUUUGGAUAUGGGGGAUUGUGGGAGGAGCUGCCUUUAACCACCUCAUUUUGUGUAGGUUUGAACAGAACAGGUAAAAGUUGCAGGUUACGAUGGGUGAAUUACCUUCACCCUGGUCUCAAACGAGGCAAGAUGACACCUCAAGAAGAGCGCCUUGUGCUGGAACUUCAUUCCAAAUGGGGAAACAGAUGGUCAAGAAUUGCCCGCAAAUUACCAGGGCGUACCGACAACGAGAUUAAGAAUUAUUGGAGAACUCAUACGAGGAAAAAGGCUCAAGAGAAGAAACAAGCUACCUCUCCAUCAUCAUCAUCUUCCAACUGUUGUUCGUCAUCAGCGAGCAAUCCCACUGUGGAUUCAUUGCCCUUCCCAGAGACAGGAGAAGAGAGCUUUUCUGACACAGGAGGUCCAGACACAAUAGCUGCGGCAGAAAAGCAGAUGGAAGAAGAGCAAGCAGGUGAAAAGGGAUACUCCAUGGAUGACAUAUGGAAAGAUAUCGCUCUGGCAGAAGAGAACUAUAUAAAACCAGUCCAGGAUAGCUUUAGUGUAGAAGGUAAUUUCUCUUGUCCUCCUUUGGCUUCUCCAUCAUUGGAGUACUGUUUGGACUCGCUAUGGAGGGUGGAUGAAGAAGAGAGUAAGAUGUUGCUGCCCAUGAGUGAUCAAUGUUUUCCGUUCUACGGAUAUGGGGGAGCAUCUAUAACAGGCUAAUCACAAUUUUAUUUAUUAAAAUUUGUUUAUAAAUGUAAUAUUGUCCUAAGGAAGCUCUAACCUGUAUAGUGUGGGUUUUCUCUAAGCUUUCUGAUUCAGUUCUGCAUCACUUCAAAUCACUGUAAUCAUCUCAUGCAUGACAGUAGUCUAUCCCUGUGUUUUGUGUGUUUUCACUUUUCAGAGAGGAAGAGAUAAUCUCAUCAAAAUCUCCCAUAAGGAGGUUGGUAAGUUCAUGGAUGUAAUGUAUAAUACGCCUUGUAACUUUUCAAUAAAGCUGGUACCGUUUAAUGUU